GCGCGCGCAUACACUGAACAGUCACUUGCUAACACUCGGUUUGUUCACUAGUGCUAACACCAUGAAAUUCCUAAUCCUAUCUGUGUGCGUGGCUCUGGCUGCUGCGGAUGUAUCCCACAUCUUACCCAAGGACGAGAAGAGUGCCCAGAUCUUAAAGCAGGAGCUGGACGUCGGCGUGGAGGGUCAGUACCAGUGGGCAUAUGAAACUGAAAACGGUAUCGCGGCUAAUGAGGCUGGGUCACUGAAGCAGAUCGAUGCUGAGACCUCAGCGCAAGUAGCUCAGGGCCAAGCUAGCUGGAAGUCACCCGAGGGAGAACAAAUCCAGUUCCAGUAUGUAGCUGACGAGAACGGAUACCAGCCACAGGGCUCCCACCUGCCGACAUCUCCCCCGAUCCCUGAGGCCAUCCUCCGCGCCUUGGAGUACAUCAGGGCUCACCCACCACCACCAGAGAAGAACUAAAUCAUAUCUACACUAUCCCUUAUAAGGAAAAACUAUUCAACUUUAUACAUAACUAGACACAUAGCCAUUCACCGACUACCCCUAAACUAUGCCUUAACUAAGAGUUACUUAGCGUUACAAAUAGUUUAGGUGUUCCCCUAAACUACUUGUACCGAUCUACCGACUAGGUGUCACUUAUGGGUUAGUGGAAAUCCAAAUAUCGUGACUGCACAGGUGAUGCGGUGGCUAGGCAACCGGCUACUGCGCAACGUGUCGCGGGUUCGAUUCCCGCACGGAACAAUUCUUUGUGUGAUCU
Spodoptera litura is the source of this 755-nucleotide messenger RNA. RefSeq names its product cuticular protein RR-1 motif 6 (gene CPR6). The record is from RefSeq and is a predicted model, not a curated record. Gene Ontology annotation, molecular function: structural constituent of chitin-based larval cuticle. Lineage: Eukaryota; Metazoa; Arthropoda; Insecta; Lepidoptera; Noctuidae. Gene Ontology annotation, cellular component: chitin-based extracellular matrix.